CGUCCCUCCGCUCGUCUCCGUCACUUCGCCAUGGCGGGCCCUGGCCCGGGCGCGGCACUAGAGUCCCCGCGGCAGCUGCUGGGCCGCGUGCGCUUCCUGGCGGAGGCAGCACGGAGCCUCCGCGCCGGGAGGCCGCUGCCGGCGGCGCUGGCUUUCGUACCGCGGGAGGUACUCUACAAGCUUUACAAGGACCCGGCGGGACCGUCGCGCGUUCUCCUGCCGGUGUGGGAGGCGGAGGGCCUGGGGCUGCGUGUGGGAGCCGCGGGGCCGGCCUCCGGUACUGGCUCCGGGCCGCUCCGCACCGCCCGCGACAGCAUCGAGCUCCGGCGCGGCGCCUGCGUGCGCACCACCGGCGAGGAGCUAUGCAACGGCCACGGGCUCUGGGUGAAGCUGACAAAGGAGCAGCUGGCGGAGCACCUGGGCGACUGCGGGCUGGACGAAGGCUGGCUGCUUGUGUGCCGCCCGGCAGAGGGCGGGGCCCGCCUCGUACCCAUCGACACUCCGGACCACCUCCAGCGGCAGCAGCAGCUCUUCGGAGUGGACUACCGGCCGGUGCUCAGAUGGGAACAGGUGGUGGACCUCACAUACUCGCAUCGCCUUGGAUCGAGGCCUCAGCCGGCGGAGGCAUACACGGAAGCUGUUCAGAGGCUACUCUAUGUGCCUCCGACGUGGACCUACGAGUGCGACGAGGACCUGAUCCACUUCUUGUAUGACCACCUGGGCAAGGAGGAUGAGAACCUGGGUAGUGUGAAGCAGUAUGUGGAGAGCAUAGACGUUUCCUCCUACACGGAGGAGUUCAACGUGUCCUGCCUAACAGAUAGCAACGCAGAUACCUACUGGGAGAGUGAUGGCUCCCAGUGCCAGCACUGGGUACGGCUUACCAUGAAGAAGGGCACCAUUGUCAAGAAGCUGCUCCUCACAGUGGAUACCACAGAUGACAACUUUAUGCCUAAGCGGGUGGUGGUCUAUGGGGGCGAAGGGGACAACCUGAAGAAGCUGAGUGACGUGAGCAUUGACGAGACCUUGAUCGGGGAUGUCUGUGUCCUGGAGGACAUGACCGUCCACCUCCCAAUAAUUGAGAUCCGCAUCGUGGAGUGCCGAGAUGACGGGAUUGACGUUCGUCUUCGAGGGGUCAAGAUCAAGUCAUCCAGACAGCGGGAACUAGGGUUGAAUGCAGACCUGUUCCAGCCGACCAGUCUGGUGCGAUAUCCACGCCUGGAAGGCACUGACCCAGAAGUGCUGUACCGCAGAGCUGUCCUCCUGCAGAGGUUCAUCAAGAUCCUCGACAGUGUCCUGCACCACUUGGUACCAGCCUGGGACCACACUCUGGGCACCUUCAGUGAGAUUAAGCAAGUGAAGCAGUUCCUACUGCUGUCACGGCAGCGGCCUGGCCUUGUGGCUCAGUGCCUGCGCGACUCGGAGAGCAGCAAGCCAAGCUUCAUGCCACGCCUCUACAUCAACCGGCGCCUUGCCAUGGAACACCGUGCCUGCCCUUCUCGGGACCCUGCCUGCAAGAACGCAGUCUUUACCCAGGUUUAUGAAGGCCUCAAGCCCUCUGACAAGUAUGAAAAGCCCCUGGACUACAGGUGGCCCAUGCGCUAUGACCAGUGGUGGGAGUGCAAAUUCAUCGCAGAAGGCAUCAUUGAUCAAGGUGGCGGUUUCCGGGACAGUCUGGCAGACAUGUCAGAAGAGCUGUGCCCCAGCUCAGCCGACACCCCUGUGCCUCUGCCCUUCUUUGUGCGCACGGCCAAUCAGGGCAAUGGCACUGGUGAGGCCCGCGACAUGUAUGUGCCCAACCCCUCCUGCCGAGAUUUUGCCAAGUAUGAGUGGAUUGGACAGCUGAUGGGGGCUGCCCUGCGGGGUAAGGAGUUCCUGGUCCUGGCUCUGCCUGGUUUCGUGUGGAAGCAGCUCUCUGGGGAGGAGGUGAGCUGGAGCAAGGACUUCCCAGCCGUGGACUCUGUGCUGGUGAAGCUCCUGGAAGUGAUGGAAGGAAUGGACAAGGAGACAUUUGAGUUCAAAUUUGGGAAGGAGCUAACAUUCACCACUGUGCUGAGUGACCAGCAGGUGGUGGAGCUGGUCCCCGGGGGCACAGGCAUCGUGGUGGGCUAUGAAGACCGCUCUCGUUUCAUCCGACUGGUGCAGAAGGCACGCCUAGAGGAGAGCAAGGAGCAGGUGGCGGCCAUGCAGGCAGGUCUGCUAAAGGUGGUGCCACAGGCUGUGUUGGACUUGCUGACCUGGCAAGAGUUGGAGAAGAAAGUGUGCGGGGACCCCGAGGUCACUGUGGACGCUCUGCGCAAGCUCACUCGGUUUGAGGACUUCGAACCAUCUGAUACACGGGUGCAGUAUUUCUGGGAAGCUCUGAACAACUUCACCAAUGAGGACCGGAGCCGCUUCCUGCGCUUUGUCACGGGCCGCAGCCGCCUACCAGCACGGAUCUACAUCUACCCAGACAAACUGGGCUACGAGACCACAGAUGCACUGCCUGAGUCUUCCACCUGCUCCAGCACCCUCUUCCUGCCACACUAUGUCAGUGCCAAAGUGUGCGAGGAGAAGCUCCGCUACGCUGCCUACAACUGCGUGGCCAUCGACACCGACAUGAGCCCUUGGGAGGAGUGAGGCGGUGCCAUGGGAUGGCGUGGGCUGGCAGCAUUGUGCCUGCCCAGCCCCACUUGGCUUCACCCAGGGCGAACACCCCUGCCCUGCACCAGUGAGCAGCUGCCGCCUGAUGUGAGCAGGCGCCCUCAGAAACCCAGAACCUGGCGCCUUGCUCCUGUGUGUGGUUGGAGUUGACAUUGGCGGUGCAGCCCCGCAAACCCACAAGCCCUACUCGUGCUGGGACUUGCUUCCCAAGGUGUUUAGCCUCCACCAGAGGAAUCUUCCAAACAAGCCCAGCACAAGCUGCCAGGCCUGAGCUACUUGAAGGGGGCUGCCCAGCUCCCCACCUUGUGGACUUUGCUUCCAUUUUUGGCUCCACCUCUUUUCUCCUUUCUUCUGGCUUCAACUGUGACUCAAAACUGAAAACUCUGGAUGGUGAUGCCAGCAGCUCCUGAGCAGGGGCCAGGAUGGCUAGGGAGUGAUGGUCAUCCCCCGUAGUCGCCUGCUCACAAAUAAAACGGCUGAGCACCACCUCUGUCACAUACCGGUUUUUCUCCUGUUCCCUUAUAACCGAGGAGUGAGCUCUGCCCUUCCUCCAAACCGGUCUCAACUGACAAAGUGUCGCCACCCUCCUGGCUCAGAAGCUAUGUCCAUUCAACAUGAAACCCGUCACCACUACCCUACAGUCACUCCUGCAUCACCUGCAGCCUGACUUCCCGUCUGCUGUUUUUUGCACAGUUUAAGGCCAGUUAUAUCCUCUCUGAAGUUAACAGUUCCCCAAUAUCCAACUCAAAAAUAAAGCCUAUUCUGCACGUUCCUGCCCCAGCCCUGCGCUCGAGGGCCUCUGGGACAUGCCUUCAGAAGAAGGCCUUACACAUGGGAAAGUUGAAUAAAUGAAUGAAUUCAUUCCUUCAGAAUA
Molecule: messenger RNA, 3514 nt
Organism: Lepus europaeus (European hare)
Lineage: Eukaryota; Metazoa; Chordata; Mammalia; Lagomorpha; Leporidae
Gene: HECTD3
Product: HECT domain E3 ubiquitin protein ligase 3
Exons: 21
Coding region: 31-2616 (861 amino acids)
Molecular function (GO): ubiquitin-protein transferase activity
Source: RefSeq, a predicted model, not a curated record